AUGGCUUCCACCGGCUUUACAUCUUCAUCCAAUGGACGAACAGGAUUUCGACGCAAUCAGGAACGCAGUAACAAUGUGGGACUCAAAUUGAACGCCACCAAGAAAAAAAUGACAAUCAAACCCUUUAAAAUAACGCCCAAGCUGCCAGAAUCUUUUGAAAAAGACACGUGGAACAAGCUUGAGACUGCUGUUCGUGCAGUGCAUGCAAAGCAGAUGUCGGCACUUAGUAGAGAAGAGCUUUAUCGCUCCGUUGAGGACUUAUGCACGUGGAAGAUGGCGGCCAGGUUGUAUACGAGAUUGAAAGAGACUUGUGCUGUGCAUAUUCGAAAGAGAGUACAAGAUUUAGUGGAAUAUACAGGUGGAGAUUUGGAUUUAUUCCUAGAAGCAGUGCAUCGACUAUGGGAAGACCAUUGUGAAGAUAUGCUCGUAAUUCGUACGAUCUUUCUCUAUUUGGAUCGUACGUACGUGAUGCAGACGCCACAUAUUGCGUCGAUCUGGGACAUGGGACUAAAUCUAGUUCGGGACAAUUUGGUCCAGCAUCGAAGUUUAGAGACAAAGCUGAUAGAUGCCCUGCUGGAGUUGGUGGAAUCAGAACGUAAGGGUGAGGCUAUCAACCGCAGCUAUUUAUACAAUUUGCUGCGGAUGCUGCUGUCCUUGCAUUUGUACCAUACAGACUUUGAGACGCCAUUCUUGAUGGCGUCAGAGCGAUUUUAUAUGCACGAAGGAGCCACUACCAUCGAGUCGGUAAGCGUGCCACAAUUUUUGGUGCAUGUCGAAAAGCGCCUUUACGAAGAAAAUGAGCGCGUGGUGAAUUACCUUGAUGCAUCGACUAAAAAACAACUGAUUUCAGUGGUUGAACGCAAAAUGCUGAAGCCACAUGUGGCCACGUUGCUGGAGCGCGGAUUCGAAACGUUGAUGGAAGAAGGCCGAAUUGAUGACCUGAAGCGGAUGUACGCACUUUUUGCGAGGGUCGAUGCGAUCAGCGAUCUCAAGAUAGCAUUCUCGAGUUAUAUACAGAAGAACGUAUCCAAGCUGGUGAUGGAUGAUAAACAAGAGAAGACGUUUGUGGAGAAGAUACUCAAGCUGAAAGCUGACCUGGACGCGGUACUGACCGAUUCAUUCCAAAUGAACUCGGAGUUUUUAUUCGCCAUGAAGUCGGCGAUGGAGAAUGCAAUCAACGUGCGCGCAAACCGACCUGCUGAGCUCGUGGCAAAGUAUGUUGACUCGAAACUUCGAACCGGUAACAAGGGUGGUUCUGAGGCAGAAGUGGAGAGUUUGUUGGAUCGUGUUAUGGUUAUAUUCCGGUACAUUCAAGGCAAAGACGUAUUUGAAGCAUUUUACAAAAAGGACCUUGCGAAGCGCUUGCUGGUAGGAAAGAGUGCUUCUUUUGAUCUGGAAAAGCUUAUGCUGUCGAAGUUGAAAACCGAGUGCGGCAGCUCAUUUACUAACAAGCUUGAGGGUAUGUUCAAAGAUAUUGAUCUUUCACAAAACGUGAUGGUUCAGUUCCAGCAACAUGCUGCGAGCAGGAACGCGCUGGAGACUUUGCACGAAAAGCGUGGCAUCCCUGACAUGCAAGUCCAAGUUUUGACGACUGGAUUCUGGCCACCUUACGCUGCUGUUGAAAUCAAUCUGCCGGCUUCGCUUGUUCCUCUGAAAGAGAUAUUCGACAAAUUCUACUCAUCCAAGUAUCAAGGGCGUCAGCUCCAGUGGCAACACUCUCUAGCACAGUGUGUAGUGAAGGCUGCAUUCCCUUCCGGCAAAAAAGAGCUUGUGGUGUCGCUGUACCAGACUGUGGUCUUGCUUUGUUUUAACGGAACGGAUUCGUUGAGUUUUAAGGAAAUCAAGGAACAGACGCGCAUCGAAGACGGCGAGCUUCGACGAACGUUGCAAUCGCUCGCAUGUGGUAAAACGCGAGUGCUGCAGAAGGUGCCGAAGGGGAAGGAUGUGAAUGAUGAUGACUUGUUCGUAUAUAACGCCCAGUUUACGAACCAGUUCAUCCGCAUCAAAAUUAACUCUAUUCAGAUGAAGGAGACCAAGAAGGAGAACGAAGACACACACGAGCGUGUGUUUCGGGAUCGCCAGUAUCAAGUAGAUGCCGCCAUUGUGCGUAUCAUGAAAGCGCGCAAGAAGCUAUCGCACGCGCUGCUGAUGACAGAGAUCUUCACGCAAGUUCGGUUCCCCGCAAAGGCUGCCGACAUCAAGCGCCGUAUUGAGAGUCUCAUCGACAGGGAGUAUCUCGAGCGAGACUCGAGCAACGCCCAGAUGUACAACUAUUUAGCCUAG
Peronospora farinosa is the source of this 2283-nucleotide messenger RNA. NCBI's taxonomy places the organism in Eukaryota, Oomycota, Peronosporomycetes, Peronosporales, Peronosporaceae. The record is from the annotation of a GenBank genome assembly.